AUGUCCACGGUAAAGGCAGCCGCCGCCGCACCAACAGGAUCGAUCCUUCAGUGCAGAAGUUCAGCACCGAAGUCGAAGAUGGGAGAGAAUGAGGAAAAACGUGGUGGCGCGAGCGAAGGAACUACACACACACAGAACCUUGUAACCGUUGACACUGCUCAGACCUCCCAACCAUCCGCCACUCGACCACCAGCCCCCACGAGCGGCUUGGGUCAGGUGAUCCCGAUCUCACCACCGAAUGGUCAAUUGGGCAGCCGCAACACCGUACCACCUCAAAGACAGGGGUUGUUCCAGGGACAGGGAGUCAUGGGAAACAUGCAGGAGCCUGCCGCAGGAGGGGGUGCCUAUUGGGGGACAAUGGGCGGGUAUACGUAUGGUGUCGCGCCGACGGGGUCUGCAUCUAACGCAUUUUAUCCAUCAGCAAGAAAUGGAGGCUGUGUCUUCCCACCGCUGCAGGGGAGGAUGGCCGGCUACCCCCCAGCUGUUCCGCCGCCGCCGAGUUUGUUUCAAGGGCAGUUUCCCUCCGGGGGCAGAGGGAUUGUCGCCACUGGUUGUGGGGCACGGAGUGUGUGUGGAUACGCUCUCGACGGGUUUGCGCGUGGCGGACGCGUGCGUCAACAUACCACGGGAACGAGCGCACAUGAGGGGGCAGUGUGUGAAAGUGUGCACGGACCUGCUCUGGGUGACGUGUCCAACCCCCUCCCUUACUCAGUGUAUGGGGAGGGUCAUGCUUUUCCGUCGUUGCCAGGGAGGCUUGCUGGGCACUUGCCUCAACGGAGGAACUCAUUCCAGCAGCAAGGGUCAUUCCAUAGCCAAAGGGAGCUCGGUGACCUGCAUGCAUCCGCCGCGGGAGAAAGUAUCUAUGGUGGAUGUGGUUACGCCCUCAGUUUUCGUUGCUUUGUUCCCGGAACCUCAGACACGGGAGUAUGUGGCUCAGCGGUGCAUGAUUCUUCUUAUGGGAACCGUAAUGGUAUCUCACAGAUGGGGAGCAUAUAUGGCAACGGAGUGGGUCGUGUGCCAUCACCAUUGAGGACCAGUUUGUGCCCCGUCAUCGCAACCAUCAAGGACCACGUGCCGCUGCAGAGAAGUGGACUGCGUGGUGGGAAUGUUGUAGCCGUCGGGGCGGCCAAAUGUGGUGGUGAGGGCCGGUCUGCGGAUGAGCUGAAACCUGUGCUGGCUUCCCCUGGGAGAUCCCUUGCUUCCCAGAGUGAGUGUUCCCCUGCCGGUGAUGACUCGAGUGCACAGACCCUUGUACUCGAAAACUACAACAUUCACUCGCUCGUCAUUCUCGAUAAGGAUGAGGGACCCUCAGAUAAGGUAGUUGUGACUGUGAAGGACCCUCGGACGGUGGUCUUCAGACGGAGCGAUGGGGGAGAAGAGGAGCAUGUUAACGAUGAGUGCCUUGAGCGUAGCGAGGCGUCGGCAUAUGUGAACUCUGUGUUACUCAACGACCUCCGACUGAACUGGAUAGCUGGCCGUACCUCUGCACUGCUUGUGGGGGCUGGGAGGAACUGUGGAGAUACAUCGGUGACUUUUGCGGGUGAUUUUCUCCAAAGGUGCCUUGAGAGUGUGGAAGGCGCCAAGGAGAAGUGCAAGUAUUUCGACGUAACUAUAACGCUGGGUAUGAUGGAAUCCUCUGACCGCAUUCUUGAUCUCCUCGACACUGAGAAGAAAGGCUACGAAAGGGUGCAGCUUGCAUCCAAUCCCGUGUACGGGCCGUGUUUGCUUGGGAUGAAAACGAAGAAGGCAACCUCCUCUAAGGAGUGUAUGGAGGUGUUUAACAGUGCUAUGCAACUCGUUGAUAAUCCAAAGCACCUCAUCGUCGGUUUUUUCGUCCUGAAACAACUGAAGAAAACUGCCAACGGUGGGGAUGUAUACCUCUCUUCGUUAUGCAUUGGGCUCGCUAAGGAAGAGGUCUCGCGGUUUGCCGCGUUGAAGGAGAAGGACACGUCCGAGCCACACCGGCUGUUCCGAUACGCGAUCGGUGGCGGCAGUGUUACAGUUUCCACCCUGAUUCUCUCUCAAUGUGACACGGGCGCUAGCGACAGUCUCGACGUCGAACGCAGGAUGCGGGAAGUGAAAAACACUCCACCGCGGAUCGGUAGUGUGCUUCGGUGUGUGGAAUCAGCGAAAAAGGAGAUAAACAGACAGCAGGAGAAGAUGAAGGAUAUGGACAGCACCGGGAAGGAGCCCACGGCGAGACUGGUAAGCCGUAUGGAGUCGAUAGUAAGGGAUGCGGAGGAGAUGCUGGCUAAUCCGAUUACCACAGCGCCCAAGGGAUACCUCAUUGUUUAA
This is a messenger RNA of Trypanosoma brucei brucei TREU927, 2295 nucleotides long. RefSeq lists its product as hypothetical. Bases 1 to 2295 code for a protein of 764 amino acids. The transcript has a single exon. Lineage: Eukaryota; Euglenozoa; Kinetoplastea; Trypanosomatida; Trypanosomatidae. The record is from RefSeq and is a predicted model, not a curated record.